Molecule: messenger RNA, 3000 nt
Organism: Talaromyces atroroseus
Lineage: Eukaryota; Fungi; Ascomycota; Eurotiomycetes; Eurotiales; Trichocomaceae
Exons: 7
Coding region: 1-3000 (999 amino acids)
Biological process (GO): regulation of protein secretion; establishment of cell polarity; regulation of exocytosis
Cellular component (GO): plasma membrane; cytoplasm
Molecular function (GO): myosin II binding; syntaxin binding; GTPase activator activity
Source: RefSeq, a predicted model, not a curated record
AUGACUCAUUUCCUACGCGGCAAGCAGGCGGGCAUCCAAAAGGAUCUUUCCGAAGGCCUGUCGCCUACGCUCUUUGCCCUUGACGAGUAUAAACGAUAUGGUAUCAACUCCCGAAUCUCCGCUAUAGCCUACGAUCCCGUGCAGUCCUUGAUCGCUGUCGGCACUAGCGACACGCAGUUUGGAAGCGGCCAAAUCUAUGUCUUCGGCCAACGGCGGGUUUCCGUUGUCUUCAAUCUACCGCGCAAGGCAUCGGCCAAGCAUUUACAUCUCUGUGCUGACAAGCUUGUCAGUGUGGAUUCAAAGAACGAAUUAUCGGUGUUUUCGCUGGAAACGAAAACGUCCCUGGGCUCAUUUGCGCCUCCAAGCCAUGUGACCGCGGUAGCGACUGAUCCUAGCAUAGAAUAUGUGAUUCUGGGUCUUCAAAAUGGAGAGAUUAUUGCCUACGAUAUCGACCGGCAAGGCCUCACCCCAUUCAGAUUACCUAACUUGUGGCAUGAACGAAACCCCCGCGUGAGGAUGGCGCCUGUGGUAUCUUUAGCUUUUGCACCAAGGGAUAUCGGGAAAUUGUUGAUUGGCUACCCAGAAGGCGCUGUUACUUUUUCCAUCAAACAAAAUAUACCCCAGAACUUCUUUGAAUACGAGGUGCCUCCGGGCGCUCCCGGAGGAGACUCAGAUCCAACCCUUUCUCGUGAUGUGCGGAAACCGAAGUUAACCAAAGCCAUAUGGCAUCCCACAAAUACCUUUGUACUCACGGUACAUGAGGAUACAAGUUUGGUUUUCUGGGAUGCGAAAGAUGGUCGCAUGGUUAUGGCGCGGACCAUUGAUGAUGCCAACAUCACUCAGCCUGGAUCUCGAGCGGGAAAACCAGGGUCUGCUCCUGGGACAUUCUCCGUGAAAGACCCAAUAUUUCAAAUUGCGUGGUGCGCCAAGGGGAAUCCAGAUAAUACGGGGUUAUUGAUUGCAGGCGGUAGCCCGUCCGGCGACAGGAACAAAGGAUUAACGUUCUUGGACUUGGGCCCAACUCCAAACUAUCAAACGUCUUCAUGGCAAAUCCUCUCUUCUUACCUUGAAAAUCCCAAAGGGCGUCACACCCUGCCUACUCCACCGGGCGCAGAUGUUGCUGACUUUUGUCUGAUACCUCGCUCUUCCCCCUUCUUUGCCGGCGCCCAAGACCCAAUUGCAGUCAUUGCCUUGCUUUCCACAGGUGAGCUGGUUACUCUCAGCUUUCCUAAUGGACAUGCAAUCUCUCCGAGCAAUAUGCUUCACCUUUCACUGUCGUUUGUACACCCAUUUGUCACCAAGGCUAUCUUGACCCCAGUUAGCCGAAAUAACUGGCUUGGCUUGAAAGAGAAGCGAGCUCAGGGCCCAAAAUUCCUCCUAGGUGGGGCUGAGGGCAAGAAGCCCAUGAAACGAUUCGAAGACCGUAGUAUCGCGGUCACUGCGCAUGCAGAUGGAAUUAUACGACUAUGGGAUGCGGGACACGAUGAUGAGAUCGAAAAUGGAGAUGUUAUCCAGGUCGACCUAACCCGCGCUAUUGCACGCAACAUCAAUACCCAGGUAUCUCAACUGUCAUUUUCUGGCGCAUCCGGUGAACUAUCAGCAGGCCUUCGCAGUGGGGAAGUUGUCAUUUUCCGUUGGGGAAAAAACCAGAAUGCAGGAAGUGAGCAGGCACCAGGUGCGAAUGCGGGCCCAGGGCAAAUCACAAACAUUGGUCACCGAACCGAUCCAAAUUUGAGGGAUGGAUUGCUGCCUGUGAGUCUCUUGGAGAUGCAAAAGGGACCUGUGUCUGCUAUCAAGCAUAGUGAUGUUGGGUUUGUGUGUGCUGGCUUCGAAGAAGGUCACCUUGUAUUCAUAGAUCUUCGGGGUCCUGCAAUUAUUUACGAAGCUGAUGUCCGCGACUUUAUCAAAGCGAAUAACAAGCGCGGUAGUAUUCGCAGGAGCCGUACCGGGGACAGUGCGCCUUUAGAAUGGCCGACAAGCAUUGAAUUCGGCGUUUUGACGUUAGAUGGCGAAGAUUAUUCAAGUAUUUGCUGUUUUGUAGGGACAAAUCGGGGCAACUUUGCUACAUUCAAGAUAUUGCCAUCCAGCAAUGGUACAUAUUCGGUCGUAUUUGCUGGUUCUGUUUCUCUCGAAGAUAGGGUCAUUGGAAUCUAUCCGAUCAACGCUGAUUCUGGUGAACCCGCAUUAGCCACCCAGAGUGCUGUUGCAGGCCUUCGGCACGGGGCAAAGGUCAAUGGGGUGGUUGUGGUCGUUACUUUCUCUGACUGCAGGAUUUUCAAGCCGGCAACUAACAAAGGAGCUUCUAAAACCUGGGGUGAUUACCUUUGUGAUUCCGCAGGUUUCGUGAAGACAGAAGGUCGGGGCUAUAGCCUUGUUGGUCUAUUCGGAGAUGGGAACGCUCGCGCUUACUCUAUUCCGGCUUUGAAAGAGAUCGGAUGCACAGCUGUUGGACACAUUCUGGAUGUGCGGCGGCUUUCAGAAGCCGUUAUUACUCCUUCCGGGGACGUCAUUGGCUGGACUGGGCCAUCAGAGGUUGCCAUCAUCAACGUCUGGGGCUCUGGUACUUCUCUUCCACUUUCUGAGGAUAAGCUUUUUAAUGCAGAUGCUGUAAUUCCUACAAGGCCUACGAUAUCGAACUUCCAGUGGAUUUCCGGGACCCAAUAUGUCUCACCUGCAGACAUGGACUUACUAAUCGGUGGACCGGAUCGUCCGCCAUCUAAACGAAUGAUAGAGCAGAUGAAGCUCGAGGAACGCGAACGGCGCCAAGCAGCAAGAGAAGGGCGCAAUGUCCCACCAUCAUCUGCAGACAACAACGAAGGUUAUUGGGCUUACAUGCAGCGUCAAGUCCAAGAAAGAACCGAACGAAUAAAUAUUAUGGGUGACACCAUGGAUAGAUUAGAAGAAAGCAGUAGCAACUGGGCAGAUGAUGUCAGCAAUUUCGUUUCAACUCAGAAACGAAAGGCAGUUUUCGGUGUAUUGGGCUCGAAAUUCGGGUUGUAG